CACCUUAGGGUAUACUGCCGAUAGUCGGUAGAGCGCAAUCUCUAUUUUCUGCUCCGCCCUCCGCCCUCCGCAAUCCGCUAACUCGCUAAACGAUAUCCACGACAGCGACUCCGAUAGCGACAGCCGACUCCCCACCGAACACCAUCACCGGCGUCACCCAGACACCCACCAUCUCAGGUUCCUUAUUGAGAGUUUGAGGCCAUUAAUAUCAACGGAUUAACAAGGUGUCAACUAAAAUGGCAAUGUUAUCCAGAGCCCGUGUUGUUUCUUCAAAUUUGUUUGGGAAGUUGGCCUUCCAAAAUCCAAUCCAUCGCGCUUUUAGCUCUUCUUCAACACAAGGAACACAUUCCCAUGACAAAAUGAUGAAUAACAACCCAAUGUUCUCAUUGGACAUAAGUUCCCAAAUUGGAAGCUGUAUGCCCAUAUCCAUGAUGCGGAUUGGAACCAUAAUCCACAACAUUGAAAUGAACCCGGGUCAAGGAGGAAAGUUAGUCCGUGCUGCAGGCACAUCAGCAAAGAUCUUGAAAGAACCAUCUGCCACUAAGCUUUGUUUAAUCAGACUCCCAUCUGGUGUUGAAAAGUUGAUUGAUUCCCGGUGUAGGGCCACAAUCGGGGUGGUGUCCAACCCCGAACAUGCAACCAAGAAGCUCAGGAAGGCGGGGCAGAGCCGCUGGCUUGGGCGGCGGCCGGUGGUUCGAGGUGUUGCUAUGAAUCCGGUGGACCAUCCGCAUGGUGGUGGUGAAGGGAAGAGUAAGAGUAGCGGUUGUAGAGGCGGUGUUUCCAAGACCCCAUGGGGGAAACCCACUAAGAGUGGGUUUAAAACGGGCCCACUUAAGAGGAGGAAGUAGCUUUGAAUUUUGAUUGCUUGUUAUGUUUUAGGAGGUUAAUUUUUUUUUGAGUUUUGAGUUUUGAUCAUGGUUUGGUUUUUUCUUUUUAAGAAAUGAAAAUAAAGAUCAAACAUAAAAGGGUAUCUAAACAAGAACUUUUUUUUUUUUUUUUGUAACAUGUGUAAUUUCUUUAUUUGAAUUCUUUUUAGCUUUCAUUGUUUUGUGGUUA
Messenger RNA from Lactuca sativa (garden lettuce), 1056 nucleotides. RefSeq names its product Ribosomal protein L2 family. Gene Ontology annotation, cellular component: mitochondrial large ribosomal subunit; ribosome. The record is from RefSeq and is a predicted model, not a curated record. Gene Ontology annotation, biological process: mitochondrial translation. Lineage: Eukaryota; Viridiplantae; Streptophyta; Magnoliopsida; Asterales; Asteraceae. Gene Ontology annotation, molecular function: RNA binding; structural constituent of ribosome.